Molecule: messenger RNA, 810 nt
Organism: Funneliformis mosseae
Lineage: Eukaryota; Fungi; Glomeromycota; Glomeromycetes; Glomerales; Glomeraceae
Source: the annotation of a GenBank genome assembly
AUGUCGAACUUGAAAUACAAGUCCAAAGAACGAAUAAUACUAAAUGUCGGUGGUAUUAAAUACGAAACAUAUCGCUCAACACUAACCGCAUAUCCGGAAACAAUGCUCGGUACGAUGUUUGAAGAACGAAAUAAAGAACUCCUACAUCCAACGAACGGUAACGAAUAUUAUAUUGACCGUAACGGACGAUUAUUUUAUUGCAUAUUACAAUUUUAUCGAACGGGAAAGAUACCAUCCGCAGAUAAAGCAAAGUGCGCCAUACCAAUAACGCAAAAGGAACUCGACGCGGAAUUGGAUUAUUUCAUGAUACCGCGGCCAAAACGAUUAUUAUCGAAAACGCAACCACAACCCAAAUCGCAAGUUACAAAAUUAUCACUAAGAAGUCGAACCGUAGCGGCCGAAUUGGAUGAUUUCAUUACAGCAUUUAUAAUGUCAAAAGGACUCGGGUUUAACGUGACGCUUGAAAUGGCAUUUUAUACGUCGGAUCGGAUGCAACCAGUCAUUACCGUUUUGCCAACGACCAUAGGAAAAUCUCCCGUGCCUCAAAUAGCCGAGGUAAUAAAUCAACCUGCAUUUGGCACACGAGCGUAUGCAUUAUUAAACGGUUUUGGCGAUAAGAUUGGUGAACAUUUAGAAGAAAGUUAUCCUGGAUUAUGCUGGGAUUUAUUAUUGCUCAAAAUCUGUAGUGAUUCGGAUGGUUCAAUAGAUUCGAUGUAUCGUGUACGAAUACAAAUAUGCGAUGAAUUUGAUUAUGAAGAAAUAAUUAAGAAUUGUUGUCUAUCAACGACUUCAUUAAAAUAUUGUUACUAA